Molecule: messenger RNA, 365 nt
Organism: Triticum dicoccoides
Lineage: Eukaryota; Viridiplantae; Streptophyta; Magnoliopsida; Poales; Poaceae
Product: GDSL esterase/lipase At2g04020-like
Exons: 1
Source: RefSeq, a predicted model, not a curated record
AUCGAGAAACCAAUCGAGAGUGCAGCCUGACGCAAGCUAUAUACUCCAGUUAGCUCACAGACCAUCAUCACGGUCAUGGGGUGCAAUAGUAGUCUGGCCAUGGUCUCCAUCCUGCAGCUGUGCUUGAUCAUCGGUGCCGCCGCCGCUGGCCCGAGCAAGAUGGUGAGGCUGGUGCCGGCGAUGUACGUGUUCGGGGACUCCACGCUGGACGUGGGCAACAACAACUACCUGCCGGGGCCGAACGUGCCCAGGGCCAACACGCCCCUCAACGGCGUCGACUUCCCCGGCGGCGCCCGGGCGACGGGGCGGUUCAGCAACGGCUACCACGUUGCCGACUUCAUCGGUACGUAUCUAAGCCAUCGAUC